AACUUACGAUAUUGUUAGUUGCUACUCAUUUCGGAAGUCGGAAAAUAACCGGGAAUACCUUCAACGAUAUUGCUGUUUUAGCUGUUUUAUUAUCAGCCCAAUUGCCAAUCGAUAGGAAAACAUUGAUGGGAAAACAUAACAACGGAUCAGAUAAGGGUUGAGAAGACAAAGCAAUUUCAUUAGCAUACAGCAAAUUGUAACCCAGAUGUUUCCACAUGUUAAUCGGAAAUGAACUGAUAAAUUUUGUAGCCCAGCCCCAUAAAAGUGGCGCAGAUAUCAAAACUUCAACACAUUCUACGGAAUUGUGCAGACAAUAAAUAAAUACAACUAGAUGAUGUGCAAGCAACUGCGUUAUUUGAUAGUCCUAUUGCUGCAUCUAACCAUAAUUGAUGCCACCACUCGAAGCGAAUCUUUGACAAUCAAGGCUCUGUGCAGCAUUGCCAUUCCCCUGACUUUUUUGCCGGAUGAGCGGCAAUGUGACAAAUUCUACAUUUGCACGGGCAGAAAAGACAACAGCUACCAGGAAUCGAAAUGUGGCCAGGGCUACCAUUUUAGCAGCCAGAAGAAAAGUUGCAUAAAGGGCCCCUGUGCCACCGACGAAUCGAAUGCCACAAGCUGCCAGAAGGCAAAAGACGGCACCAGCAGCGUUCGACGUUUACGGAACGAUUGUACACGAUACGAACGUUGUUCUAGUGAUGGCGAACUCGCAAUUGUUAGAUGCUCCUAUGGCCACUAUUUUGAUGCUGAGCGCAAUGCCUGCUUGCCGGUGACCAUAACGCCAGCGCAUCAGUGCAGCUGCAUUCUGCCGGAGCACACAAUGCUGCCGAAUGCAAAAGAUUGCACUAGCUACUAUCGUUGCGAAGAGGGUAAGGCAGUAUUGCAGCAUUGCCCCACGCAUAACUAUUAUGAUGCCAGCGUGAAUAGUUGUCUGCUGGAUGUGAAGGGCACAUGCCGGCCAGCCAUCCCAGCGCCAGAGAUUGGCGAGUGGUUGUCGGAUUGUGCCGGCGAAGGUAGUCGAUUGCUGCCACAUAGCCACAAUUGCAGCCGUUACCUUGCGUGUCUAGGCAGUCGGGCCAUCGAGUUGACUUGCCCCUACGGGCAUUAUUUCGAUGUGGUAUCACAAUAUUGUGCUCCAGAUGUGGCUGGCCGGUGCCACAUGGCAAUCACUGCAAUACCAGCUUUGGUAUCUGAGGAAUUGAUCAGCGAGAAGCAGACAGAGGAAGUGGUCAGCGAGAAGCAAACCGAGGAAGCGAUCAGCGAGAAGCAGACACAAGAGGUGAUUGUCCAGGAGCAGGCACAGCAACUGCUUAACAAUCAUCGCUCUCCAAAGGAGACAAUCCAUAGGCCGAUAAUCUAUCCAGAUGGUAUUAUCAAUAAGCUAGCAUCAAAGUUUUUAAACGAUUAAAC
Molecule: messenger RNA, 1407 nt
Organism: Drosophila grimshawi
Lineage: Eukaryota; Metazoa; Arthropoda; Insecta; Diptera; Drosophilidae
Product: peritrophin-48
Exons: 2
Coding region: 332-1405 (357 amino acids)
Cellular component (GO): extracellular region
Molecular function (GO): chitin binding
Source: RefSeq, a predicted model, not a curated record